AUGGACGCCCCGGAGUGCCUGGACCACGCGGGCCAAAGGGCGAGCGAGGGCUUCCGGGGGCCCACGGCUCCCCGGGGGACAUGGGCCCCCCAGGGGUGGGAGUUCCUGGCAGAUUGGGCUCCCGGGGACCCGCUGGAGAGCCAGGUGUUCAGGGCCCACGUGGUCUUCCUGGGCUGCCAGGAGCCCCAGGGACCCCUGGGGAUCACGGAGCUCCCGGGAGAGAUGGGAACCCAGGCCCGCCCGGCCCGCCAGGAGACCCGGUGGCGCUGCCUCUCCUGGGAGACGUCGGAGCCUGGCUCAAGGGCGAUGUGGGGCCACGUGGGCCUCCUGGGAUCCCAGGCAGGGAGGGACCUCAGGGGAGCAAAGGAGAGCGGGGCUACCCCGGAGCGCCUGGGGAGAAAGGUGACGAGGGUCUCCAGGGAAGCCCAGGCGCCCCUGGCUUGCCAGGCCCAGCUGGACCACCGGGUUCCCCCGGGAGAAGUGGCCACCCCGGCGCCCCCGGAGCCAAAGGGAAGCAAGGGCCCCCCUGGGAACCCCGGACCUCCUGGACCACCAGGUGUGUACCUGAGCGACAGCAACGGCAUGGGCAGCUUGUAUAAAAUCCAGGGAGGUGUGAAUGUUCCCAGUUUUCCAGGACCUCCUGGCCCCCCGGGUCCAAAGGGGGAUCUUGGCCCAGUGGGAGAGCCUGGUGCCAUGGGGCUGCCAGGACUAGAAGGAUUUCCAGGGGCAAAGGGAGACCGAGGCCCAGCAGGACCCCCAGGAACAGCUGGGGUAUCGGGAAAGCCUGGCCAUCCCGGUCCUCCAGGAGCCCCCGGCGAGCCGGGCCAGAGAGGACCUGUGGGAGACGUGGGUUUCCCUGGACCAGAGGGGCCGGCAGGAAAGCCGGGAAUGAAUGGAAAAGAUGGAUUACCAGGUGCUCAGGGCAUUGCAGGAAAGCCCGGCGACAGAGGCCCCAAAGGAGAGCGGGGUGACCAAGGGAUCCCGGGAGACAGAGGGCCCCAAGGUGAACGGGGAAAGCCAGGCCUUGUCGGCACAAAGGGGUCCCCAGGCCCUGUGGGGCCACCAGGAGACAAGGGCUCGAUGGGACCCCCAGGCCACCAAGGCCCCCCUGGCUCCCCUGGAACUCUGUCCAUUGGCUUAUAG
Molecule: messenger RNA, 1143 nt
Organism: Perognathus longimembris pacificus (Pacific pocket mouse)
Lineage: Eukaryota; Metazoa; Chordata; Mammalia; Rodentia; Heteromyidae
Product: collagen alpha-1(XIX) chain-like
Exons: 22
Coding region: 1-1143 (380 amino acids)
Source: RefSeq, a predicted model, not a curated record